UUAGCCUCCUCCCCAACACUUGUGACAUAUCAUAUUUCCUUCUUCACAUCUCCAAAACUCAUACAAGUUCAUGGUCACUGUUCUAUUGUCCAUAUUGAACGUCCACCUACUUAUCCCUUCACACCUCUUAUUGACCCCACUCGAUGGUAUCGUUUGAGUGACAAUGGACGAUCCAUGGGACUGGGACGUCGAUAAGGUGGUUCAGGAGCUCUGCUCAGCCAAUCGAUCUUGGGAACCUCCAACUUCUACUGCCCUGCAGUUCCUGCCGCCCCCGGAGAAACUUGAACCUUUAUUGCGAGAGCAUGGAGUUGACGGUCAUACGCUUCUCACAUAUGAUCGUGCCGAACUCUGCCAAGACUUAUGCAUCAGGAUUGCGAAGCACAAAUCUAUACUCAAGCAUAUCAUCAGCUCAUUCCGCUCUCGUAGCAAACAGUAUAGACUGUAUCAGAAACGCAGCUACUCGGAAUUUGAAGCUGAAAAUGACGAAGGUCAAACGGGAAACAGUGUCAAUAGGGAGGUAUUACUAAUUAAGCCUACUUCUCGCAACCCUCUUUCGCCUUUAUCAAAAGGAAGCAUCGAUCUUACCUCGGAGAGGCCACAAGAUGCGCCCCAAAGACCUCCGCUGAGCAAUAUUCAUGAAGGUCCUCAUCCUGGAGUCGCGUCUACUACGACUCCAUAUCGAUCUAACACUUUUCAUGACACUCCCUCCUACGCUCAGGAGACCCCCACACCGCACACGCCUGCCACGAAGAAACGAAAAGUAGCCCCUACGCUCAUUUCAACCGAGAUCGAUGUUAACAUGUCACGCACCAUUCCCUCCGAAGCGGACGUGAUUAUAGCAUCUAGAUCAAGGAACCUUAUUAAUAAUCGAGGAAAUGAUGCAAUUGAUUCAACCUGGGCUUACCUCGGAAAAGAUGCACUCACUAGAGUGGAUAUCGUUGAAAUGGUCAACGACGCCGAACCUUUCUCGAAAGACAUGUUGCAAGAAGAACGGCAACUCGCAUUCGUUCAAGUCAAUAGACUGCCGUAUGGCCGCCGGCUACAGAUCAACCAGCUUCUCAAGCGUCGGAUGCUGCGGAAUAGAAAGCCUCGAGUUCCCUACGCGAUUAAGCUGGAUAUGGUACCUGGGGCCAACAAUCCGGAUCACGAUAAAAUCUUACCUUUGUACGGAGACUCAGAUGAGGAGUACGAUUCAGAGACUUGGGCUGAAAUAGAAACCGAACAGCUCAAGCAGAAGGACCGACGUGGCCUGUCUGGCGACGAAGUCCAAGCUGUGAUCGAUGAAUCUAUUCAGAAAUUUGUGUCCGAUUGGAGAGAGCGCAAGGCCUCCAAGCUCUUAUACAAAUCCAACCAAAUUUGGUUAAAUGCUCGAAGGGCCGGCCUAAAGAUGUCGAUCGACAAGAACCGCAGUGAUUUCGAGGCAUGCGAAUCCCGCAUUGCGAAGUAUUGUAGAGAGAUGACUCUCCAGCAUUGGCGUAAAAUAGCCGAGUUGAAGAUGAACACCUUGAUCUUGCAACAGAGUGUAGAAGACAGGGAAUAUGCUUCGUGGGUUCUCAGUGUCAUCACUACCCCAACCGAACCUGAAAAGCUCUUGGCCCCGCCUCGGACUUCCGUUAGAACCCGUCGACAAUCAAAGCUAGUUUCUGCCGAUUCUGAGGAUGAGGAGAUACUGACAAGUGAAUCCGAGAAUGAGCUUGACGGAUUCGUUGUCGAUGACCCCUCGCCCCCUGGUGCGUCUCGUAGCGGUUCACCCAUGGCAAUUUUUGAAGACGAUACUCCUCCCGUGCAACAAGAACGCCGCCGCGAAAGUGACCAAAACGAGGUAUCUAUGGACUUUAAACAAAUAGAAACCAUCGAUCUUACACAGUCUCCUCAAACGCCAGUCAAAUCUCAAAAGUACCAUGUGAUAGAUCUUACUACUCCCGUCAAACCCAAACCAGAUCCCAAUAGCUCACCCAGGACAAGGCCUAGUAACACACCGGGAAAGAUAGGUCAAUUGUAUAAUGAGCAAUCGCCUCUUAUAAUGAGCGUCAAUGACCUGGACCCAGCUGAACAAAUGAUAGCCAAAGAACUGGCUAAGCAAGACGAAGGAUAUCUAUCAUAUAUCUUUUCGGUAACCAUGGAGAAGCAAUCAGACGAAGCUUGGAUAGAUUUUCUAUCUAAUGAAUUGGAAGAGCGAAGAAUCCCGAAGUCUCCCUACGAUACUCCCGAGAAGCAAAAAGCUUUCGCUGCCUUCACGAUGCUUCGUUUGUUUGAAAUAUAUAGAGACGAUAACUUCUACUCAAUAAGUCAGUAUAAGAAGCUAAGCUAUGAUGAAAUAGUGAAGAAGGCAGAAGACGCAGGGACACAGACAGAGACACUCAACAGUUAUGCGAACUUCCUCCGCCGCUUAUCUGAUCGCUUCGAGUGGAAGGUUAUUGAUACGGGAAUAGCCGAUCGAAAAUCCCCGUCGAAGCAGAAGAGGCGUAGGAAAUUGGUUCGCAAUCAAGAAGCAGAAAGCCUCAGAGAGCAUGAUCGGGCACGGGCGGCAGAACAGAAACAUCGACAAGAGGUACUCCGUGCGAAAUUUAAAGAGCUCGAGGCACAAGGCGUAGCAGUUCUUGAUCAGAAGAAUAUGAUAAUCAACGAGAGCAAAGAAGACGACCAAGGAUUUAUUUACAUCCAUCCUGAGAUCGCACGGCGCAUUAAGGAACAUCAAGUAGCAGGAGUCAGAUUCAUGUGGAAUCAGAUUGUAGACUCCAGAGCGAAGCAAGGUUGUCUACUCGCGCAUACCAUGGGUCUCGGAAAGACCAUGCAAAUCAUUACACUCCUAGUCGCUAUCGCCGAAGCUGCAGGGUCCGAAGAAAAGUCAAUCUCCUGUCAGAUACCUAAAGGCCUCAAGGAGUCAAAAACCCUUGUUCUUUGCCCUCCCUCCCUCGUUAACAACUGGAUGGACGAAUUACUUUCUUGGGCUCCCCAAGGACAUAGACUUGGCGAGUUUUUCAAAGUUGACCAGUCAGCGGAUGUUUCCGAACGCGAUGCGAACAUUGAGUCUUGGGACGAACGAGGUGGCAUCCUCAUUUUUGGCUACAAUCUCUUCAAGGACUAUGUGCUUCAGGAAGAUUUUAGAGAAAUAUUGUGCGACGGCCCCAACCUCGUUGUGGCCGAUGAGGCGCACACGAUGAAGAACCCGAAGUCGCAAACUCACGCCGCCGGUGCACAUUUCAGAACUCUGAGCCGAAUUGCCUUAACCGGUUCGCCCCUGGCUAACAGGGUCGAAGAGUACCAUGCCAUGGUUAAUUGGAUUGCACCAAACUACUUAUCCGAUAUCAGUGAAUUCAGAUCGUUGUACGCCAAUCCAAUCAAAGAGGGGCUCAAACUAGACAGUACUAUGAGUCAACGCAGAAUGGCUCUGAAGAUGUUAAGGGUCCUCAAGGAAGAAGUUGCGCCAAAAGUACAGCGAAUAACAAUCGCAGCGCUGAAGCAUGACAUACCAACAAAGCUAGAAUUCCUCUUAACCGUACCUCUUACCAAUGUGCAGCGAGAGGCGUAUGAAACCUUCAUCAGUUACCAACUGGAUCACCCAGGAUCGAGUCAACUAGCUUCUAUAGAUACGUUGGGUAUCCUCUGUGCUCACCCCUCGAUCUUCAUGAAAAAGUUGCAGGAUCGAAAACAGGGUUCUACAAAGUCGAUUCCGAAGGCGGAGACUCUACCUAGUGAGCUUAUUACUAGCGAGAUUACGCUUUUGCAUAAGACAAGGGACCUGGGUGCGUAUGCAUUAUCCUGGAAAAUCCUAAUAUUGCUCUCUAUUCUCGACGAGUGCAAGCGCAUAGGUGAUUCAGUUCUCAUCUUUAGUCAAUCUAUCCGUACGCUCGAUUAUAUAGAGUCUAUUCUCAAAACCAAGAGAUUUUCCUAUGAACGGAUUGACGGGAAAGUCCCGACAACUAAACGACAGUCCGUUGUCAAGGAAUUCAGCAAGGGCAAAGUUGAUGUGUUUCUCAUCUCUACCAGAGCUGGCGGCGUUGGCCUCAACAUGACGAGUGCCAAUCGAGUCAUUAUUUUUGACGUCAAGUUCAACCCACAGAACGAGCAACAGGCCGUCGGGCGUGCAUAUCGUAUUGGUCAGAAGAAACCAGUCUAUGUUUACCGCUUGGUUUGUGGGGGUACGUCCGAGGAGAAGGCGCUGAAUAUGGCGAUAUGGAAGAUGCAGUUAGCUUCUCGAGUCGUUGACCAGAAAAAUCCUAUCCCUAAAGCCCAGGAAUUCGGUCAAUCAUUUGAGAUGCCAACGGAGCCCAAGCAACAAAACAUCGAUACACAUAUUGGCAAAGAUAAUGUCCUAGAUAAGGUCAUUGAAGCCCACAAAGACGGCAUUAGAGCCAUUACGAUGAUGGACACUUUUGAGGAGGAAGAACUCGAAGAUGCUGUCUUGACGGCUGAGGACCGCGCGGAAGCUGACCUAUUGAUCGCCCAAAAUGAGGCUCGUAGGCUGGGCAAGCCUAUUCCGCCUCUGUAUUCUAUGAAUCAAGGUAGACUACCUAACGAAGCCAACAGGGUUAUGCUGCAGACUCCUGUGGUAGAUAGCAAGGCUCAGAAUGACCAAGUCUUAGAUGUGCCUCCUAUUGGAAGCUCUAAUAUCCUACAGGCCGCAAACCCUCCUCAGAAUAACGCUGUCUUAUAUCAGCCCGACCUAUUGCGGCCAAUUCAGGGUACUACUACACAUAUUCGGAGAUCACAGCAAAAUUCGGGCCAUGUCAUGGGUAGUCAAUUUACCAAUUGGGAGAAUCAGCCAGCUUUUAAGGGAGAGUUGACGCGAGCCUUUUCAAUGAGCAAGGCACCGCAUGAUGAUGAACAGAAACGGAGCGCCGCGCAUGCCAUUACAGCAGCAGUUUGGGAUCGACAACGACCUUCUGAGCAACAUGCCCAGGUGAAAUGGGAGAUAAUGACAGCAGCAUCGUCUCCACGAUUUGUUGAAGCAAUCUGCUUGAACCUUCUAUCUACUGCUGAGCUGGCCGAUAUGGAGCCAUCGGAUAUUGCCACAAAGCGGCAUGAUUGGGAUAAAUUGACGGAGGCAGAAUGGGAGGAACAAAAAGCCGCUGCGGCUCGCAAGUCCGAGGCAGACCCCGAACAUCUCCAAUAUGCACUCCACCAAAUGUCGUCCACUCCCAAGGGGGAAAAUUCUGGCCGACGUAAACCUCUUCGACUAGAUGAUCAGGAGGCGUUAGAAACUGUUAUCGAGAACAGAAAGGCGAAGCAGUCUUCCCAUGCUAAUCCUCGCCUACCUAGCUGGGCUAUAGACGCAGUUACUAGACAGGGACGCACAUCGUCACCGUCGAUACACCCUUCCGCCGGCUCUUCAUCCCACCUUUCACCCAAAAAUCCUUUUAAGUGAGCCUUC
Molecule: messenger RNA, 5374 nt
Organism: Daldinia loculata
Lineage: Eukaryota; Fungi; Ascomycota; Sordariomycetes; Xylariales; Hypoxylaceae
Product: P-loop containing nucleoside triphosphate hydrolase protein
Exons: 3
Coding region: 164-5368 (1734 amino acids)
Cellular component (GO): nucleus
Molecular function (GO): ATP-dependent chromatin remodeler activity; ATP hydrolysis activity; ATP binding
Source: RefSeq, a predicted model, not a curated record